AGGAGGACUCGGAUGGUGGUUUAGCUGCUGGCCGGAUGGAAUGAGGUCGGAGAGCUUCGAUGUUGCCCUCCACCAUAGAUGAUCUUGCUAGGCGUUUCUACAGAUACACGUCUGUUGACAUAUGGUCGUUGCACAACUCCCUGGCCUCUGCUUCGUCAUUUUGGGGCUUGAUGACAGUCGCACUGGGGUAAUAAAGACCAUAGACAUGACUGUUUGAGAUGUCACUUGGCAGCUGUGCAAGAAACACAGCUGCACUAACGCUACUUUCGCCUGAGGAGUCUGUCCCGCUGACGGAUGUGAUGCUAACACAGAUUGGGAGAAAGGGGGUUUCGCCAGCAUGGAGGCUUGUUGCAAAGAGCUAUAUAACUGUUACUCCGAUCUGCCCACAAGUACCGGUAGUGUGUUGUUUAAGGGGUUUGAGGAAGAGCGAUGACAUGCCCAUAGGCACUGCGCAACGAAACUUGCCCGACGAUAACGCAACACUGUGUUGGACCGAAAGGGCCGAAAUCAAGCAAUGUCCGCUAGAUCCAACUGCCAUUCUGCCCAUCGUACUCCGUCCAAUUAUCAAUGUCUUUCCUCCCUACGGUUCAUGUUACACAGCUGCGGGAAAUCGAGGCUGUGGGCAAAAAAAGAAGCCAACAACAGCCUUGUGUAGUGUUCCGGUAACCGGGAGCCGAGUCCCAAAUGUGCGAUACUCUUCACCAAUCAAAGAACGUUUUAAAUGAAGGCUCUUGCGUUGCGAUGCACCCGAACUAGUCACCGAGGGAGAGAUAUCGGGGGGUUAGAUCCGGGCCAAUGCCCAAC
Canariomyces notabilis is the source of this 804-nucleotide messenger RNA. RefSeq lists its product as uncharacterized. The transcript has a single exon. The coding region runs from base 219 to 725 and encodes 168 amino acids. NCBI's taxonomy places the organism in Eukaryota, Fungi, Ascomycota, Sordariomycetes, Sordariales, Chaetomiaceae. The record is from RefSeq and is a predicted model, not a curated record.